UUUCUCAUCGCCUUCUGAUCCAUGCAUCAACAUAGUAUCUAUGAGGUGUGUAACGAUCAGUUCGUCCAGAACCGAAUUGUGGACGAUUCAGUCAAGAGAAGAAAUAUACAAGGUGUCAGCGUGAAGAAUCACACGGUUGUGGUGGAUCUCGACAAGUACCGUGACCCACUCGAAGACAUACUUCGAACCAAAGGAGUAUAUGUUUCACCAGACGAGAUGUUUCGGUCGCUGCCCAACAUGGUGGUAGAUGUGCCGUUCCAGAGCAGAGAAGAAUUUGAGGACUUGGAGCUUCCUGACUCCGAGUUGUUGAAGGUGCUUCAUUAUUAUGUAUCCAAUCGGCUGGCUAACCAAGGUUGGAGACUCGAGAAGAAGUUGGAUGAGACGGCUUUGUUGGCAUUCGGGAUGUUGGUAGAGAAAUGGGCCGAUGAUAUUGUUGAUGAGAACGUUGCACGAAUGUUCAUUGAACAGCAAACUCGAGAUAACAAAAGAUUGCCUGUAGAUGGAGAUGAGGUUGAAGAUGAGACUGCGCAAGACGCAGAAGUAGUACAAGAGGCACUAAGGGCCUACGAAUAAGAUGAUUUUUGCAACGAAGACACAUGACUUAGUACGGCUAUAAUAUACAAGGUUUCAUAGAU
Molecule: messenger RNA, 635 nt
Organism: Yamadazyma tenuis ATCC 10573
Lineage: Eukaryota; Fungi; Ascomycota; Pichiomycetes; Serinales; Debaryomycetaceae
Biological process (GO): nucleolar large rRNA transcription by RNA polymerase I
Cellular component (GO): RNA polymerase I upstream activating factor complex
Molecular function (GO): RNA polymerase I cis-regulatory region sequence-specific DNA binding
Source: RefSeq, a predicted model, not a curated record